AUGGCCGUUCCUCAAGAAAAAGUGGCCGUCCACACAUCGGUCGCCAGCAUCGCCCUACCCGAGAAGGCGGCAUACUCAAAGUUGUCCGACACCACCGCCCCGGGCACCCUGACUCCUGUCACUUCGACCCCCGAGAAGAACCUAGAGAUGCCCUGCGACAGCAACCUCUCUACCCCGCGGUCAUACCGCAACGAGAAUCCCUUCGACACAGACAUCGAAGCAAUGAUCACCACGACAUCCUCCUCCGACCCGUACGCUAUGAAGAGCAUCACAACCACAAAAGACUGCCCAACGAUAUGGCCGGGCAAGCAGGAUUGGAAGGCCAAGGCCAAGGCCGCGAAGCGUGACAGGGGUUCCUGCGCCUGUAUGGCCCGCAUGAGCAAGAAGAAUCGUAUCAUUAUGAAGGUUGCCAUUGGCCUCCUCGUCAUCGGCGUCGGCGUCGGUGUAGGCUUUGGUGUCAGCAAGCCUUUGGGCGCACCCAUCUGGGGCACCCCGGAGGGACACAAGUGA
This is a messenger RNA of Colletotrichum orchidophilum, 510 nucleotides long. RefSeq lists its product as uncharacterized. The coding region runs from base 1 to 510 and encodes 169 amino acids. The record is from RefSeq and is a predicted model, not a curated record. The transcript has a single exon. Lineage: Eukaryota; Fungi; Ascomycota; Sordariomycetes; Glomerellales; Glomerellaceae.